AUGGAGGCGUGUGAAGCGUUACAGGUGGUACCUGCCUCUUACUUCCUGCGCCACAUGCAAAAUAGCGAGCUGUCCAUGAUGCAUCGUGGUCUGGGUCCUCAGGGCACCAAAGCACUGGCAGUUCCCCUGGUAACCAACACUUCAAUACUGAGGCUGAACCUGCGAGAUAAUUGGAUGGAAGGAAUGGGCGGAGCUGCUAUAGCCGAGAUGUUAAAAGAAAAUUGUUACAUUACAGAGGUGGACCUAUCCGACAACAAUCUUGGGGAUUAUGGGACCAGGGCCAUCGCUGGUAUGCUUAAGGAGAACAGCACCCUGGCGAGCCUCAAUCUGUCAGGAAACAAUUUCACGGACCGGUCGGCUGAACACCUCGGCCCAGCACUGAUAACCAACUCCAAGCUACAGCACCUCGACCUCAGCCACAACGCUCUGGGAGAGUGUGCAGGGCAAAGCCUGGGUGACUCUCUGUCAGAGAACACAGGGUUGAGAUCAAUAAGUCUGGCCUGGAACUGCAUUCGAGGGAGAGGAGCUGUGAUGUUGGCCAAUGGCCUUGGGGGAAACAUUUUCCUCAGAACAGUGGAUCUGUCUUUUAAUGGCUUUGGUAAAGAAGGAGCCAUUGCUUUAGGACAGGCUCUGAAAGAGAACACCGUUUUGGAGGAGUUGAAUGUCAGUAGCAACAGAAUACCCCCUGAAGGAGCUAUCCACCUAGCCAUGGGCAUCAAAGUAAACAAGACAAUCAAAUCCCUGAAUAUGGGUCGGAACCCCAUCCAAAAUGCUGGGUGCUAUGGGAUUCUCAAGUCUGUACAGGAAAACCCAGAUUCAGCCAUGGAGGAAUUAAUCUUUACGGACAUCACAGUGAACCAGGAUUUUGAAGAUUUGUACACGGCAGUGAAAGAAAUGUUCCCUGCGCUUACAGUAAAUCGUGGGGGCAGAGUUGGCGCAUUCAAAAAAGCAAAAGCUUGA
Perca flavescens (yellow perch) is the source of this 960-nucleotide messenger RNA. RefSeq names its product leucine rich repeat containing 74B (gene lrrc74b). The transcript has 8 exons. NCBI's taxonomy places the organism in Eukaryota, Metazoa, Chordata, Actinopteri, Perciformes, Percidae. The record is from RefSeq and is a predicted model, not a curated record. Bases 1 to 960 code for a protein of 319 amino acids. Gene Ontology annotation, molecular function: protein binding.